Acyrthosiphon pisum (pea aphid) is the source of this 1611-nucleotide messenger RNA. RefSeq names its product myosin type-2 heavy chain 2. The coding region runs from base 156 to 1394 and encodes 412 amino acids. The record is from RefSeq and is a predicted model, not a curated record. NCBI's taxonomy places the organism in Eukaryota, Metazoa, Arthropoda, Insecta, Hemiptera, Aphididae. The transcript is spliced from 3 exons.
CAAGCAUCAAAUUUUAUUAAGACGAAAGAUUGUUUACUCAGUUACUAUGUAAUACAAAAAUAAAUAUAAAUUUUAAAUUGAAAAAUUAAUUUCUGGUUUUACAUAUUAUAUUUGAAAUUUAUUAAUACAAUAUAACUGACCACUCUACUAUAUCCAUGGAUCAUUCAAAUCAUAAUGAUACAAACUGCAAUACAAAUAAUGUACGUAAUAACAUGGAUAAUUUUACACUGAAAACUUGUUUAAGACUAACAGAAGGACGUAAAGGUAUGUUGGAGAGGAAUGUUUCCAAACAUAACCGACUAAAAGCUGAGAUGAAGGACAUGCAUAUAGAAUUGGAAGAUCUCCAGCAAACGACAGUUGACACAAAGAAAUGUUAUGAUCAGUCUUAUAAUAAUGUCAAUCGAGACUUAGAAAUGAAAUCAUUGAAGUAUAAUGAAAUAUUGAAUACAAUAGAUGAAUUAGAACGAACUAACCAAGAAUUGCAGUGCAGUAUACGAUCUAACACGGAUAAAGAAAUACAGAUAAUUGAAAAAAUCAAGAAAUUGGAAUGUUUCUGUGCUGAAACAUUAGAAGACAAUAAUAAACAUCAACAUACAAUUCAGAAUGAAAAGGAAACUGCAAAGUGUUUGAAACGACAAUUAUGUGACUUGGAGGACAUGAUAGUUUGUAAGACAGCGGAAGCAAACAAGUUGCGUUGCGUCUUGACCGACAAAGAGGCGGCGUUGUGUUUUGAGAACAAAAGACUAAUCGAGACGCAGCAGCAGAAUUGUACCAGCAAUCGAAUCGUCAAGGCACUGACGGGUGAGUGUCAGGACAGGGAAGUGGAGCUGGUGGCGUUGAGAAAAGCGGCCCCGGAGCGACUGGCCCGGGCAGAAAAGUGCGCGGAUAUUGUUUGUCAGGAUCUGGCCACCGUGAGUGCUAAAACGGCCAAUUGGAAGAACAAAGUCGAACAAUCUACCAAGAUGCUCGAUGAACUGAAAGUGUCCAGUGAAGCGGAAAUGUGUUGUGCACGGUCCGUUCUAGGAGAAACCAUUAGAAAUCGUGACCUAUUGAUUGAGCAGCAGUGUAACACAUCAAGCCAACUCGAAGAAACAAUAGCUAACAACCGUCGGUUGGUGGCAGAUGUUAAAACUGUGGUCGACUGGAAAGCCGGACUAGUGGCCGAAGUUGAACGGCUAGAACAGAAACUUGGCUGUGACCGACUCGCGUUGGUGGUACAGCGGACAAAGUGCGAUGCCGAUGCCGUUUUGCACGAUGACGAUAUGACAGUCAAGUGGCACACACUCGCGUCGAUCGAGAAUGAGGUGGUGGCACUGAGGCAGGCAUGCCAGGACCGUGAUUCAGCGAUCAGUGAUGUCAAGCGAAAACUCGAUGCCAAUUGUUCGAUCGGGUGAUAGUUAGUUUAGGUACACAAUUUGAAAGAUCCACAGUUAAGCAAAAAUGAUUUCAGAAAGUCAUCCACCACCCAAAAACAGUUAUUUAUCAAGGUAGCCUAAUAUCCCCAGGAGCCAUUUCAGAUAGCCAGAAUUUCACUACACAGUUCCUCCCUGAUAGUAUUUAUAGACGUAGGUAGGACAAUUUUAUUAAUAAAAUAAAACAAAUUAAAAAUAA